Rhinichthys klamathensis goyatoka is the source of this 2575-nucleotide messenger RNA. RefSeq names its product family with sequence similarity 189 member A1 (gene entrep2). The transcript has 11 exons. The record is from RefSeq and is a predicted model, not a curated record. Lineage: Eukaryota; Metazoa; Chordata; Actinopteri; Cypriniformes; Leuciscidae. Bases 80 to 2077 code for a protein of 665 amino acids.
UUUGUUUCAGGUGCUUUUGUCUGGACUGAUUGGAGUGGUGUCAUGGAAAAGGCCCCUUUCUUUGGUGAUAACUUUCUUCAUGUUGUUGUCUGCUGUGUGUGUGAUGCUGAACCUCGCAGGAGCCAUCCUUUCCUGUCAGAAUGCCCAGUUGGUCAACUCUCUGGAGGACUGUCAGCUGAUCAAAUUUGACAGUGAUGGUGUGUGUGUCUGCUGUGAGCUCGAGCACCUGAAAUCCACCUGUAAUAAUCUGGGAGAUACGCUUAAACUCAACCCACUGAGGGACUGCAACACCAUACGCCUCCGACUGAAGGAGCUGCUUUUCAGCGUGUGUGCACUGAAUGUUAUCUCCACCAUUGUGUGUGCUCUGGCCACUGCCGUGUGCUGUAUGCAAAUGGUUUCUACUGAUUUACUACAGAUGUUCAUGCCACACAGAGCACGUGCCCUGAGUGCUGACUGUAUGACCCCUCAUGGUACCAUCUUACACCAGACGCUGGACUUUGACGAGUUCAUCCCACCCAUCCCGCCUCCUCCCUACUACCCCCCAGAGUACACCUGCACACCUGUAAUGGAGGGCCAGAGAGGGUUGCAUCUGGACUUUCCACACUCUCCCUUCAGUGCUAUUUAUGGGGUGCCUAUUAACAGCCCCGGGGCUCUAUAUCCAUCUGAGUUGCCACCACCCUACGAAUCUGUCGUGGGACAAACACCUGCCAGCCAGAUCACCACCAGUCUAGAGCAACAGGUCACCGAGUCCAGUCUGUGCGAAAGGAACACCACAGCUGGCCUUAGCACUCAGGCCUCUGUUGAUAGUGCUUCCCUUAUGGUGUCCGAGACUGCAGACAUCCCCGAUCACAGUUGUUCCUCUGAAGACCUGUGUUCUCUAGAGGUACAGGGCUCUGAUUCCUCUCCGUAUGGCACUUUGCGCAUCGUACCUACUGACGGCAGCUGCACAAGCCUGGAACACAGCACCCACUCUUCCCUGAGGCGUCAGACCCCUGCUCGACUGGACCGCAGCGAGUCCUCCGUCACGCACGAUUCAAAGCCCCACUCUCCACAGUUGUCACCCGAUGCUGUUAACGUGCCCGAGAAGGAGGAGAUUACAGCCGUUAAACCCAUGUCUCGCACACAGCACAGAGAACGAACCAAUAAGAAGCUUACCCUUCUAUUCCCUCCAAGCACUCCAUCCCAAUGUGCUUCCAACUCAGCAGUGACCUCCACUGCCGGUGCAGCUUCUGCCCUGACCCCCUCCAUCUGCACCUCCCCGUCACCCACCGCUCAGCUGAGGGGAACCCGGCUCUGCUUCAGCGUCUGGUCUCCAUCCUCCUCUUCCUCACAGCCCCAUGCUACCUCUACCCUGAGCAACUCCAACCAACGUGAGCGGCCCCGCACACUCCGUGCCACCAAAGGGUAUCGGAAGCUGGCAAGGAUUGUGCGUUCCACUAGUGAACCCACAUCCUGUACUUCCAUGUCUAGAAGUGACCGUUGUGCUCCUGCUUCUAUCCAUCCACCUGAGGACUCCCCGCAGACUCCCUGUGAUCAAGCAUGCAUGGAGCUCUCUGAAAGCACCCGACAGACUUCUGCCAAACACAGCAGCCAAGGGGGCAAGAAGCAGAAGGACGGUGGAAAGGUGGACAUCCAACUCAAACCUCACAUCCCUCACUCAAUGUCUACAGAACGGCCGCAAUCUCUCGCAGACCUCAAGACUUACAAAGACACCAAAGUGCUGGUGGCCAAGUUUCUGGAGCACUCGAGCUGCAGUCUACCUCCAGAGGUCCAGCAGGUGGUCAACAGCAUUAAAUGUGUUAUUAAAUCUGAUGAGAAACACAUGGAGGAGGCCAUAUUCAGUGCCAAUAUCAUUGAUCAGUUGAUGACACAGUCACGGAAGAUCAUGGGCAGCCCGAGGAAGAAUGCUCACGAAGAUCUGCAUUUACAGAGCUGCGGAGCUCUGAGUUCCCCAUCUUCAUCCUUGCGCCGUCCACUCAGAGGAUCCAGUCAGACAGAUGUCCCUGCCACCCUGGGUCAUCAGUCUCCACGCCAGCCUCAAAGUCUCAUCAGUGUAUGCAGAGAAACUACACUUUGACCCUCUGGACUACAAACACCCUUUUCCUCAUAAACCUCUGAAUAUGUGCCAAGGCCAAGUCCUAACUCUCAUCAGCAGAAAACUGUAGCUCUUGAAAAACAAACAAAAUGUUAACAUGGAGUUAACACUCCCUCGUAAUAAAGAUAUUCAAAAAAUACCUGCAGAGGUAUAUAUUUUUAUUUUAUUGUCAGAAAUUUUUUUUUUGGUUGUUGAAGUGUUGAAUUUGCUACUGUGCUAAACAGGAGAAAGGGUCUGUAAUGGACUGUAGAAGAUGACAUGGAAUUACCUCUUCAUGACCUCUUCAACUUUUUUUUUUUAAUGAGAAUUAAUAUUGAAAUGCACAGCUUCUGCAAACAUUUUGUGAAAUAUUGGACAUACUGUACUUGGUCAUUGUGUGCCACUUCAGGACAGAGACCUUUAUGAAGCUGGAUUAUUCAACUUACCUCAGUGUGUAAUUAUUAUUUUCAGUGUUGCAAAAUAAAAAUGUGUCUGUUUGUA